Ostrinia furnacalis (Asian corn borer) is the source of this 2072-nucleotide messenger RNA. RefSeq names its product tyrosine kinase Abl (gene Abi). Gene Ontology annotation, biological process: neuron migration. Bases 80 to 1357 code for a protein of 425 amino acids. Gene Ontology annotation, molecular function: SH3 domain binding; signaling adaptor activity. Gene Ontology annotation, cellular component: SCAR complex; lamellipodium; actin-based cell projection. Lineage: Eukaryota; Metazoa; Arthropoda; Insecta; Lepidoptera; Crambidae. The record is from RefSeq and is a predicted model, not a curated record. The transcript is spliced from 8 exons.
UUACUGAUAAUACUACCUACUUUACAAUAUUUUAUAUCUAAGAUUAUACCAGCUAAAACAGAACGAGAACUACAGCACAAUGGCCGAGUUAGCGGCUUUACUCCAAACGGAAAUCCCGGAGGGUCGUAAUCACCUCACCGACAGUCACACGAACCUUGAACGGGUAGCAGAAUACUGUGAAGCCAACUAUUUCCAGUCGGAAAACAAGAGACUAGCGCUAGAGAGUACGAAGAACUACACGACACAAUCUUUGGCGAGUGUGGCCUAUCAGAUCAACACACUUGCGUUCAACUUUCUUCAAUUAUUAGAGCUUCAGACCAUGCAGUUGGCUGAAAUGGAAGGUCAGAUGAACCAUAUCGCACAGACAGUUGCUAUACACAAAGAGAAAGUGGCGAGGAGGGAGAUCGGUGUGCUAACAGCCAACAAGGUCAUCACUAGGCAGUACAAAAUCAUAGCUCCAGCCAACCCUGAAAAACCAAUCAAGUAUGUUAGGAAAAGUAUUGAUUACACAGCAUUAGAUGACAUUGGACACGGGGCCCGUUGGAACGGAGGCCAGACAGGCACCCCCCGUGGCCGCCGAUCAGGGUCGGCCCCAAGCUCUGCUACACUCCCAGCUCCCACUACCAAGCCUCCCACUCCGCCUGCCGCUGUUAGGGCUGCAGCUGCUGCCAACACUGGCACUUUGGGACGUGGCACUCUUGGCAAGUCAUCACGCGAGUACCGCACGCCGCCAGCCGUGGCGCCGCCUCAAGUGCCGUCGCACUACGCGCCAAACUAUCCACGCAGACCUCCUGGAUACUCCACACUGCCGGUGGCCCAGCCUCAGGUUGGUAUGGUCCACCCAAAUCAGCAUCAAGUACCAUCAAACUAUUCUCAACAAGAUCUGCACUCCAGUAUGCCCCCUCCGCCAUCUCCAUUGAUCGGGUCUGAUGGUGAACACAGCCAACAUUCCAUGAGUUUGCCAGGACAGCGUGCCUCAUCCUCAUCGACUGGCGGAGCGUCCAUUCGCGGUGGCUCCGUGUCCCCGCCGUUGCCGCCACCGCCGAUGGACGAUGAACUGGCCCACGAUGCCUUUGGACGACCGCACCAUCUUAGCAGUAAGAUGAACUCUCAAUACACAAGUGCUGUACCAGCCAUCGUUCCUGAUGAAGAGGAUUUGCCUGGUUGGGUGCCAAAGAAUUACAUUGAGAAAGUGGUUGCGAUCUACGACUACUACGCUGACAAGGAAGACGAGCUGUCAUUCCAGGAGAGUGCAGUCAUAUACGUGCUGAAGAAGAACGACGAUGGCUGGUGGGAAGGCGUCAUGGACGGGGUCACUGGCCUCUUCCCAGGGAACUAUGUCGAGCCGUGUGUUUAGAAUGACACGCACAAGUAUAGAUUGUUUCAUCCAUGAAGACGUGCCCCACCACUUUUUGGUCGAGGGAAGCGCGGGGUGCGGGGAGUUUGAUCCAAGCGUCAUUAUUCUAGUGUGUGUGAACUCAUGGAUAAUUUAGCGUAUACCGAUAACACUCAAACAUUAGCGGAAGAAAGGUGGGGUUCAUCUUCGUGGAUGAAACUAUCUAUAAUUAUCAUGAUUAUGACCCUUGAGGCAAUAAAAAUAAGGCACUCACCGCCAACAUUCGCUUUUAGAAUUUCCCCCAGUGAGUGCCUUCUUUUAGACUAAAUUAUUACUGUAACUUUUCCAUUUUAAAUGAUAUUUACACACGUUAUUUUAAGUAGAAUAAGAUUAUAAUAGAUAUUCACGUAUUGAUUUAUUAUUACUGUAAUAAGACUUAUGUGCACAUGCAUUUAUUGUAUACUGCAUUCAUUAUUUAUCUAUAAAUAUAUCCACUCUAGUAUGUAUGAUCUAUCUAAAUUUUUAAGUGUAAACAUGUUAGAGUAAUCUUGUUUAGAUAAAUGUAGUUUAGUGUAAUUAAGACUUGGAUUGUAAGGGAGAAAGAAAUAAAACAGGUAGUUAUUAUAUUUUAUGUCUAUUAUUGAAUUCAAAGCACAAUUCCCUAAUCAACAAAUUAACCUACGUUACAUUUGUCGCUUAGAAAACAUAAGACUUACAAGCUACAGACUCUUACAAU